Aureobasidium subglaciale EXF-2481 is the source of this 1374-nucleotide messenger RNA. RefSeq lists its product as uncharacterized. NCBI's taxonomy places the organism in Eukaryota, Fungi, Ascomycota, Dothideomycetes, Dothideales, Saccotheciaceae. The record is from RefSeq and is a predicted model, not a curated record. The transcript is spliced from 2 exons. Gene Ontology annotation, biological process: intracellular iron ion homeostasis. Bases 1 to 1374 code for a protein of 457 amino acids.
AUGUCUUUCCAAGUUCAGGAAACCACACACCAGGCUGCUCCUGCCAAUGCAUCAUCCUCGAAUCAGUCCUACGACCUUGUCGUCGUAGGCUUCGGUAGCACAGCACUUUCCCUCGCAACUGCUCUUGCAGACUCGGAAUCAGAUCUCAAAGUCCUUUUUCUGGAAUCAAAGCCCAACUUUGAUUGGGCACCUGCUUCGGUCUUGCCUGAGAAUGCUACGCGCACUUCCUUUUUGCGUGACUUGAUCACUACACGUAAUCCUCGCAGCGAGUUCACAUUCGUCAACUAUCUGUUCGAGAGCAAUCAAUUGGUCCAAUUUGUCAACUCCUCACACAUGACUCCCACACGAUUGGUUAUGGGCAACUAUCUUUCUUGGGUUGCAUCCAAGAUGGCAGAGAAUGACUGGGUACGCUAUUCAAGCACUGCUACCAAAGUUACUCCUGUCAAGAACAACUCAUCUCAAGUCAACAACUGGAAGAUCAAUAUCCGCGAUGCUCAGGGCAAAAACAGCACGAUCGCUUCCAAGAGAGUUGUUGUGGCUACUGGUUCGAAGGCUAGAAUCCCCAGUGCAUUGAAGAGUGCAAAGACACUGCAUACUUCGGAAGUUGCACCCCUGCUUCACAACCUCAGAACCCAGGACAUCGCCAUUGUUGGAGCAGAUCAAGAGGCUGCCGAGAUCUUCGAACACUUGCAGAGUGCCGGUGCUUUGCAUCGUGUGCGAGCAACAAUGUUCAUUUCAGACUCCGCUCUCCGACCCGAGGACAACACUUCCUUCACCCAAGAUAUCAUCGACGACUGCCUUCCUGGCGCGACCACAAGCUCCUACCCACCAGAACUCCGCCCUCGCCUUCUGACCACCACUUCCACACCCCCAGGCCCAAAGAUCUCCCUUUCAACUAUUGAAGCCCUAUACGAGAACCUCUACGCACAACGCAUCACCUCUCCUAACCCCUCGACCUGGCGCUUCAAUAUUUCUCCUCUCUCCCAAGUAACUUCUCUCACUCCCUCUGGCUCAAAGGUCCGCCUCAAUAUCAAGAACCCGAGGACACAAGAGACCAAGACAAGCGAAGGAGCUUUCGACGUCGUCAUUGCUGCAGGAGGAUACACACAUUCCACCUCUUUGCUUCAAGAUAUCGAGACUGCGGGCCUUUUGCAAGACAAGAAGUUUACGGUUGAUGCAGAGUAUAAGCUUUCUUUCCGUAAAAAUGUUGUUGCCAAGGAUACUGGUGUCUGGGUUUUAGGCUCUCUGGAGCAGGGAGAGUUGAGAGAUGAGGAUAUGGGCUUUGCUGUCGAGAGGGGAAGUAGACUUUUGAACUCUUUGUUGGAGAGUUUGCAAGGUGGCGAAGAGAGCAGAAGUGAGGUUGCUAUGUUGUAG